This is a messenger RNA of Trypanosoma grayi, 1506 nucleotides long. RefSeq names its product putative Monooxygenase. The record is from RefSeq and is a predicted model, not a curated record. Gene Ontology annotation, cellular component: mitochondrion. The transcript has a single exon. Gene Ontology annotation, molecular function: oxidoreductase activity; FAD binding. Lineage: Eukaryota; Euglenozoa; Kinetoplastea; Trypanosomatida; Trypanosomatidae. Gene Ontology annotation, biological process: ubiquinone biosynthetic process. The coding region runs from base 1 to 1506 and encodes 501 amino acids.
AUGCUACGCUUCUCAGUGCGCAUCCUGUCUCCGGUGAAGGGGCAGCAGCAGCCAUACGAUGUGGUUGUCUCCGGUGGCGGUAUUGUCGGAGCGGCAACGAUGACCUCACUGCAGUUGCUGCGGUCACGUCUUUCCGCGGAGAGCGCAGGUGACGAGUCUACAGCUGCGCGUCCUGUUUAUGCGUCGAGUCUCUCUCGUCUAAUGCUCGCAGACCGAGGCGCUCGGCCGCGGUACGACGCGCAGAACUUGAUGCACCAACUUCGCACGGUGAGCCUCACACCUGUCUCUAGCAAACUGCUGGACAACUUGGGUUGCUGGCGGCGCUUGCAAACUAAGCACGCCUACUACCGCAUUGCCCUUCGGCACGAGAAGGUGAACAGCCCAACGCUUCCUCAGCAGCACCGUUCUGUUACCUUUUUUAUGCGUGGCUUGCUGGGCGGUGAUAAGACAACCGCGGAGCCGCUCCUCGAGUUUACCGACUUGAAAUCUCCCCUUGGCUUCAUUACGUACAACACGGAGGUGAACGCCGCAUUGUUUGAUGUGAUCGAGGACCAUCAAGCUCUUCGUGAUGCCAGUGCAGCUGACGAUCAUCUCGUUUUUGGUUCUGCGGUAGAGUCCCUUGUUCUCCCGUCGCAAGAUGUUAUUGACGGCGAGCUUGGCAAGGCGGCGUUGCGUGGUACUUCCGGUGAGGAGGAGCCUGUUGAGUUUUCACUCCUGCUUGGAUGUGAUGGUCGCGGCAGCCAUCUACGAGAUGUACUUUCGACAUCUGCGCUGCAGCACGACUACGCGCAGACAGGCUUUGUGUGUAGUGUCCGCUUAGAGCGUAUUGACGACGGUAACGUUUGCUGUUUCCAGAAUUUCUUUCUCGAUGGCAGCAUUAUCGCAAUGCUCCCGACGUCAAAGGACACGGCCAAUAUCAUAUUCUCCACCACACUUGCGCACGCGCGGGAGUUGGCCGCUGCUUCACAGGAUGAUCUUGUAAAAGAACUGAAUGCACGUCUUCACGCCUUUGCCCCUAGAGAUAUUCCACGUAUCCUUGAAGUACCUGAAGGCACUGUCAAAGGCAAGGCAGUGCGCGCGCAGGGUGCGUUUCCGUUACGGUUGAAUGUUGCGCUGCGCCCGUACUCCCCGCGGUGCCUACUGCUGGGUGAUGCUGCGCAUGGCAUCCAUCCGUUUGCUGGGCAAGGACUCAAUCUGGGCCUGUACGAUGUUUGUGCACUGACAGAAGUGUUAGAGGGGGCUAUUCGCUCUGGACAAGACAUUGGAAGUGUGAUGGCGGUGGGGCAACCGCUCGCGGCGGAGAUGAUGGUGCACACCGGGACUAUGAUCACGGCAAUGGAGGGCGUCCAUGCGCUCCUCAACACCGUGCCGGAGUUGUCGUGCGUCGGGAUGAGGGCCAUCCAGAACUUGCCGUUGCUAUCAUCGUUCGGGAAGGAGUCCAUCGUCCACGUCGCGUCUGGCGCACUAUUUGCGCGUCGCCACAGCAACUGCUUUCUUCUUUCGUAA